Panonychus citri (citrus red mite) is the source of this 1738-nucleotide messenger RNA. Its product is annotated as UDP-glucuronosyltransferase 1A8-like. Gene Ontology annotation, molecular function: UDP-glycosyltransferase activity. The record is from RefSeq and is a predicted model, not a curated record. The transcript has 2 exons. NCBI's taxonomy places the organism in Eukaryota, Metazoa, Arthropoda, Arachnida, Trombidiformes, Tetranychidae. The coding region runs from base 218 to 1672 and encodes 484 amino acids.
AUUGUUUUAAUCUGACGAGGAAACAUAAAUAAAGAGAUUAAGUGAAACGACUUCAAAGUGUUGAUGAGAUUUUCAGAAAAACUCAGAGAAAAGUUUAUUUUUUAUUUGUAUCUCUUGAAGAUCAACAGAGUAAUUAAAUCAACAUCAAUCAAUAUUUUAACAAAAAUCUUUUAUGUUUAAUUGUUAUUUAAUUGUCGUCAAGUGAUUAAGGAAAACAAUGGAACCCAUUCCAUCUACAAGUAAAUCUACAGGUCCAUUUACAGGUCCAUCUACAAGUCGAUCUACAAGUCAAUCUAAAAGUCAAUCAACAAGUCAAUCAACAAGUCAAUCAACAAGUGAGCCCAGGAAACGGUACAAAAUGAUGUUCAUGCCAAUGGAAGGUACUGGUCAUGUACUGACCAUGAUUGGUUUGGCCUAUCGGUUUCUCAAGCGACAUCAUGAUAUUACCUUUGUGGUCUCAAAAUCUUUUGCCAAAUACGUUGCCGCGAGUCCAUUUAAGAUACAUUAUAUUAUAAAUCCCGCUUUUGAUGAAUAUGAAGAUCCACAGGAACGAUGGAGUAAAACAAUGGCCAGAAAUGCUGUUCAUUUCCAUAAGACUCCAAUUGAACAGGCUUGGCUUCAGGGUGUAUUUCAUGAUGACUUUGUGAACACAGUGAUUGAUGUUAAUGAUCAAUUGGAGAAGAUAAUUAGAGAGGUGAAACCUGAUUUAAUGUUUGCCGAUUAUUAUGUGGCAGUUCCAGCGAUCGUUUUAGCAAACAUCCCAUGGAUUUGUGUUGUCUCUGCUAAUCCAUUGAGUAUCUAUCAACUGAUUGAUGGUCCACCCUUUUACUCAGGCUAUUCAAUAACUGAUAGUAAUUGUAAUUGGAAUGAUUUCAAGAGGAGAUUUAGAGUAGCCCUUUCUGGACCUUGUCACAAGUUACACACAUAUGCAGCUGAGAGAGGAUUAAAGUUACCCCCCAAUAGAUUAUGGGUUGCAUCACCUUAUCAUAAUAUCUACAUUUAUCCAUUGGCUUUAGAUUAUUGUGAAAUACCGGGUUUCCCGUUGAGAAGAUGGUCUCGAAUUGACCAUUGUAUCCGACCAUUUUCAGCUGAUCCUGAUCCACUUGGCUUAGAUUUAACAGCCUUAAAACCACAAUCGCCCAAAAUUUACUUUACUCUUGGUACCAUGGGAUCAGCUGAUAUCGUUCUAAUGGACAUAAUACUCAAAAUCCUCAAGGACACACCCUAUCAAUAUAUCGUCUCGAAAGGUCCAAAUGGUGAUAAGAUUAAUUUACCUCCCAAUGCAAUUGGAUCUGGAUAUGUGAAUCAAUUGAAAAUUCUUCCUCUGGUUGAUUUAGUCAUAUUCCAUGGUGGUAACAAUACACUAAUUGAAUGUCUUUAUUUUGGUAAGAAAAUGUUACUUUUACCGUUAUUUGGAGAUCAGUUUGAUAAUGCAGCUCGAAUUGUAGACAGGCGACUUGGUUUAGCGCUUCGUCCCUAUCAAGUUAAACCAGAUGAUCUUCGAAGAGCAAUUGUAACACUUUUGGAUGAUGAUGCUUUACAUAAUCAAUUAACAACCAUUUCAAAUAAUCUGAAAAAAUCUAAUUCAUUUGAAAAAGCAAUUGAAGAAAUAGAAUCAAAUAUGCACAUUUUCAAGAAUCAAAGUGAAAUUCUCGCAUUGACUACGCAUUAACCCAGUUGUAUUUGUUUCCUCGCACUAUUUUAUACAAACAUUAAAUGACCGAUAUUUUUAAUUUAA